CUCAUCUUGACGACUUUCAGAGUCACUUAGUUUUAAAAGUGCAAACGUUUUUUAAAUAUUCAUGAAUAAUUUGAUAACAGUACAUUAGUUAUUGUGGCGGUUUUAAAGUUGCUUUAAAGAUGGAGCCCAUGACUCUAGGAUCACCUUUGAGUAGUCCUAUCCAAAGUCCUGGUAGUCCAGGAAGCUCUUCAGCUUAUUUACCUAGUUUUCUCUUGGGUGACACUAAUACUCCACCAAAAGGCAUUGUAAUAAACUCUCAAGAUAAUCCACGUCAUUUGAACAUCACCAAUACAAGUCUGAUGUCACCAAUUUCUUAUGGAACUCCAGAUUAUCGGUCUAAUCGUCAAAAGGCAGUAUUUGGGAACACUACGACUCCUAGCACACCACAAAUGAGCACAAAGAAUCACGCAGGUGGACCUCCAACGCGUGGGUUAUUUGAUACUCUAGAAAUCUCUCAAGUGUCAUCACCAUAUACAUCAAUUACAAAUCCGCCUAUGACUCCUGUAUCUACAAAUCAAUCCAAGCUUAUGAUGAGUGCUGUAAACACCUCGCUGUUGUUUCCGGACAGUUCGAUAAACUUGAACACAAGCGAAUCUCAAGGCUUGCUGCAAUGGGUAACUGUUUUCGGCUUCUUACCCACUGAUGUGAAUGUCGUUCUAUCUCAUAUCUCCAGCAGAGUUCGCAUAGUAGAUAAACACCAGCCUCCGCAGCCUCAGAGCAAUUGGAUACAUUUAAAGUGCGCGUCAGAACAAGAAGCACAAAGAGCUCUUGCAUGCAAUGGUAGUAUCGUUUCUGGUUCGAUUAUGAUUGGUGUUAUACCGUGUACAGAUGAGGGGGUUGUGUUAGGCUCAGAUAAAGAGAAUCGCUCUAAAUUAAAUGGUAGCAUGAGAUCGCUCUCGUCAAUUGCCAGGACAAAUCAAUCCCCAUUUAAUGUAUCACCCAUAUCGAAACGACGAAAAAUAAGAUCGCUGGCAGCGGGUUACAAUCAACAUUUUAGUCCACAAACCGCGCAAUUACCAGAAAAUGUUCCACAAAAAGCGACCGGUUUGGUUUCAAAAGCAAUGGAAUAUGUAUUUGGUUGGUAGCUAUUUUACUGAUUAAUACAUUGAAUGUUACAUUGUUUGAGCAUGAAUAUGUAGUAUAAAAAAGAAAUUAAAAAAGAAAUGCUAAAAUCAUUCAA
This is a messenger RNA of Linepithema humile (Argentine ant), 1180 nucleotides long. RefSeq names its product Nucleoporin 35kDa (gene Nup35). The record is from RefSeq and is a predicted model, not a curated record. Gene Ontology annotation, biological process: nuclear pore organization; NLS-bearing protein import into nucleus. Gene Ontology annotation, molecular function: phospholipid binding; nucleic acid binding; structural constituent of nuclear pore. Lineage: Eukaryota; Metazoa; Arthropoda; Insecta; Hymenoptera; Formicidae. Gene Ontology annotation, cellular component: nuclear membrane; nuclear pore nuclear basket; nuclear pore central transport channel.